CUUUCUCUCCACGACGAAUAAAAGAGUGCUGGAGAGCCUAUCGUUACGCGCGCUUCCUCCUCCCACUGUGUGCGGCAAAGUUGACCACUUAAACUCCUCUCCGGCAGCUAACAGGAGCUGUAAUCAAAACUAGCAGAACCUCUCACUAAUAUUUUCUCACAGUUGCUUCAGAGCACAUUUCAAGCUUUACUAGGCUCAUCCUGCUGUUGGUUUUUGGUAUCCACUGUAAGAACUUUUUCUUCUGCACACUUGGCAUUGUGCUCUGGUGCGUGUCUAUGUGUGUUUGGAUUUCUUUUUAGAUUCUUUUGGACCUGUUACAGUUUCCACGGCACAAGCAACACUGGAGCUUUCUGUGUGAUUGAUUACUUUAAAUUGUAAGUGAGAGUUUCAAUUGUUUGGGAGUAGCUGGAAUGGCUACUUUCCCAGGAACAGUUCCUCGAAUGAUGCGGCCAGCACCAGGCCAGAAUUACCCACGAACCGGAUUCCCAUUAGAAGUCUCGACGCCUCUGGGUCAAGGUCGAGUGAACCAGCUCGGUGGAGUUUUCAUCAACGGAAGGCCUCUGCCAAAUCAUAUUCGACACAAAAUAGUGGAAAUGGCCCAUCACGGCAUUCGACCGUGUGUGAUCUCCAGACAGCUGCGGGUCUCACACGGCUGCGUGUCCAAAAUCCUCUGUCGGUAUCAGGAGACCGGUUCCAUUCGUCCGGGGGCGAUCGGUGGAAGUAAACCGAGGCAAGUUGCAACACCCGAUGUUGAAAAGAGAAUCGAGGAAUACAAACGCGAGAAUCCAGGGAUGUUCAGCUGGGAAAUCCGGGAUAAGUUGCUGAAGGACGGGGUGUGUGACAGAGGCACUGCUCCUUCAGGUGAGGCCUCUUCCGUUAGCUCCAUUAGUCGGGUUUUGAGAACUCGUUUUGGCAAGAAAGAUGACGAUGACGAGUGUGAUAAAAAAGAUGAAGACGGAGAAAAGAAAACCAAGCACAGCAUCGAUGGGAUUCUCGGGGAUAAAGGUAACCGUACGGACGAUGGUUCGGAUGUGGAGUCAGAGCCCGACCUGCCCCUGAAAAGGAAACAGAGACGCAGCCGCACCACCUUCACGGCGGAGCAGCUGGAGGAGCUCGAGAAGGCCUUCGAGAGGACACACUACCCCGACAUCUACACUAGAGAGGAGCUCGCACAAAGGACCAAACUGACCGAGGCUCGUGUACAGGUGGGAUAAGCUCUCUUGCACAGAUAACAGUACUUCCCCUGUACGGUUUUGCAACUGAAUGUAUUGCUUUCAACUAUCUGAUUGGCUUUUAGAACUCCUUUUGGAGUGGUUUCUUCUCUUGUCAUCCAGAUGCCUCGGUUUAUUGCUGGUGUUUGUUAUAUUUAUUUAUUCAGCGGAGACUAAUUGUUUGACCUCUCCUCCCCUCCGGGAAUACAUCACUCUCAGUCAUAUGACAGUUGGAGCCCUGCCCUACUACUUUCACCCCGAGUCUUUGGAACGCUUUGUGAACCCUGAAGUUUUAUGUAACAUCACAAAACAAAUACAGUAGAAUUAUAGCAGCAGCUGCACUCUGAGCUAGUGUGAGACAAAAAGAGGGAUAGGGGAAAAGAGAGGGGAAGAAAGAAGAACAGACAAAAUGCAUUCCUGAUGGAUUUCUCAUCUCUUCCCUUGGCCAGCGAUCCCUUCCCAGCACUUGAAAGCUGGGUGCUACUUGUAAAUCCCUCUACAUAUCAGAAAGGAUGCCUCUGGUUCUCUCUGGGGACUCUGUUCCCUGACAACAACAUUCAUCAAUCAAGUGCUUGUAAAAGACUCUGCAAGGUGGGUGUAGGGGGGUCUAGGUUUCUCCAAACUCUCAUGCUCAUGUCACCCUCUUUAGAUUCUGGGUACCUAUGCUUAGGUUCCUCACCAGAACAUACACAUCAGCAGGGUAACUGAUUUAACAUGUCUUUGUCUGUCUCUGAGAAUUCAAGAAAGAAGACAUAUGUGUCUAAAUGGUUGCUUCCUCACUCUUGGGAGAAUUUUGAGAGAUUUAUGCUAUGCUUGCUUUCUCACAAUAUUUCAAACAUGAUGAAUUUAGGAGACCGAUUUGCAUUGAUUGCAGGUUUAUGCAUGCUAAGCUCCGGUGUUUGUAAAUUGUAAAAGCAUUCAUUAUUGCUUAAACAGCAUUACAUAAGAUAGAGGUGACUUGGGGAUUUUGAAAGGGAGAAAGGGGAAGCAGUUAAGUUAAAGAACUAGAACUCGACCAUCCAUAUUAACUGUGAUAAUAAUAAGCAUAAGACCGAGGCUGUGAAAAAAACACUUCUAAUUGUUCAAUGAAAAGCAACAUGGUUGUCAAACACAAGCAUCUUCUGUUCUAGCAUGUUAUGGCAGCCAAUGAGCCAUAUUUGUAGGUCUAUUGUGCAUUUCUUGGCUGUAAGAAUCCCCUGGGGGUGCUUGACGUAUUUAUGGUAACUGAUGUAAAUGACAAGAGAUAGGACCAGAAGAAAAACCUUGAACAAGGCUGAAUAACCAAAAGGACAUAUCUCCCCCUCUCGCGUAAUAGGGCUAAAGGGAUAUCAUGUGAAAAGCUGAGGUCUUCGAGACAUUGAUAUAAUUUGUUAAUGCAAUUUUUCUCAUAAUCUAAUUCUGGAACACUUUGAAAAUUUCCAAAGGUCAACUCAAACUGAAUCUUCCAAAAGGUCACCCUUAGAAAGUGACUCUGCUUAAUCACAGUAAAUAUUGGUCAUAGGUUUUCAGUGUUGUUCGCUGCUCAGUCCAGUGUUGAGGGGGGAUUGUGGCAUUUCUCUGUAGAGUCUAUUGUGAAAGUCGUUCCCCUUCCCAAAGCAGCCCCCUCCAAAUUUGGAUUUCAUGUGUGGUUUUUCCAUUUACUUUUAACUGUUUAAGGAGUCAGUCUGGUAUAGUACUCAUAUAGAUUUACUCAUAAAAUUGCAGUUCAUCUUAGCUCACACUUUGACCUCCCAUUGGACUGACAUUAAAGGGUACUUGAUGAUGCACUUAACCCGCACAAAACCUUUUUUCAAAAAGGUUUCCGAGUUUGGCACGAGACCCAACAAGACAUUCCAUGGCUGGUAUAUGCCAAUUUAUGGCAGCUGUUUUGGCAGAGACUUAUUCAAGUGUUCUCAUAAAAUACGGCAUGGUGUUUGAUUUCAAGAAUUCAGGACUUUUUCAUACAGCUACCAUAAGGGGCGUUUCACAGAAGUUCCCACUGAUAUGGCUUUGCGUAUGACGGUAGGUUUCAGUACAGAGAUUCCUCCCAGGCCAGAGUGAGAUCAGACCUUUGGCCCGGUUGGUGACCUGCUCCGCCACAGCUGUGCAGACUCAUCCGGCAGAUGUCAGUUUAGUGGAGAGUGGAAAAGAGGGCACUGGGGUGAGACAGGGGCCAAAAGAAGGGCCUCUCCUCCUCUGGAUCAUCAACUCCAGAGAGUGUUAGACAGCCCUCCUUCUGCAGUCUUGGGGCAGUGAUAUGCAUGGCAAGUAAAAUAGAGAGCAGGGUUGUAACCAAAUGAAAUUCAACUGAGAAUGCCUAAUAAAUUCCAGAAUUGGAAUUGAAUUUGAACUGAUGUAGCAAACAUGUUGCAGGGUUAAAAAAAAAAAACAACACAUUUAAAAUUCCUUGAAAUUUGAAGGUAUAUAUAUUAGAUGGAUGGAUUGUGUUUGUAUUAUGAUUGAUAGAUUGAUGGUUGCAGGGAUGUUGAAGGGUGGUGACAGGAUUAUGUAUUCUUGCAGAUGUUCUCCUUGUGGCUUCAUAGUCCUGCUGCUUUACUUCCAAGAGGUGAAUGAGCAACACAUAAAUGCCAUGUGACAUCUGAGGAAGUUGAGCCACCACUCAGACCAUUAGUGUAAUGAGAAAUGUUUGCAGGACGUUCUAAGUGUCAGCUUGGUAAAACAAAGAGAGAAUUUUCAGAGAGAGCAGCAGAAAGUCUG
Molecule: messenger RNA, 3908 nt
Organism: Carassius auratus (goldfish)
Lineage: Eukaryota; Metazoa; Chordata; Actinopteri; Cypriniformes; Cyprinidae
Product: paired box protein Pax-7
Exons: 5
Coding region: 411-1214 (267 amino acids)
Biological process (GO): regulation of transcription by RNA polymerase II; anatomical structure development
Molecular function (GO): DNA-binding transcription factor activity, RNA polymerase II-specific; RNA polymerase II cis-regulatory region sequence-specific DNA binding
Source: RefSeq, a predicted model, not a curated record